AGCGUUGGACGUGUGCGUGGAAGGUGGGUACAGCGCGUGCACGCUGGCACUGGUCGAGCACUUACCCCAGCUUCUUGUGCCGCUGGUCAAGAUGGUGCUCUCGCCUGACAUGGACGAGGCCAAGACUCAACAGGCCUUGGAGUACCUGUGCCAGAAGAACCGAACGCUGCACACGCGCAUCGUGUAUGGCCUUGCCGACCUGGCGGCUGGCUGUGGUGUGGAACUGAUUAGCUCACCGGAGAGUUGUGACAUCACCGUCGACAGUUACCUGUGCUCGGUGCGGAUCUUGCUGCAUUUGUGCAGCAAGCCACCGGCAUCGCCAGCCGAGCUAGCGCGAGAUCAACACCACCACCUGAACCCAGCCCGCAGUGCCUCCUUCUUUCGGUCAAUUGCACGAGCUGAGCCAGAGAAGCCGGCAAGUGCUGAUAUGGACCACCCGCUUGCUGUGUUUGACCCACUCUGGCAUCUCAUGACCCUAUGGUUCUGUGCUGUAAAAGAUGAGCUCCAAUCAGUAGCAGCAGCAGCUUCCUCAGUGGCGAGCGAGCCUUUCCAUAAAGUUCCGUCCAAGGCAGCUUCUUCAGCUUCAUCUUUGGAUGAUGUUCUGAGCACUGAGAGUGAUGUCCACUCAGCUAGCGGUGUGACGACCAGUCCUAUGUCUGGAUUGAGCUCACGCCUGCCCAGUGAUGGCUCUCUCAGUGAUAGUGGCCAUGGCAUUCCCAUUGAAGAGCUCAACCUCCCAACGCAUGUGUCAGCACACGAUCCCCCUCAUGCUUCCUCGGCAGGGAGUGGCCAGUUUGCUUCGCAUCGAAAACACCGCAAGGUUUCACUCACCCCGCAGACCCGAAGCCUGGCAGCUGCUGUUGUGAAAGAUAUUCCGGUUCAGCUAUGCAAGGCACUGGUUUGCAAAGAAAGCAGUGAUGGCAAUCUGCAUGGAGGCCUGCCUCUUCUAGCCUGGCGCAAGCUGUCUCGACGCCAGGAUCUCCCGAGCACUGCAGCAUUAAGCGAUAACCUGGCAUCAGUGGAUGACUGUGUGCCAGAGAGUUCUGAAUCCGACACACCUGCUGCCGAGCAACCGACGGAUCCAAGCAGCACCAGCGCUCAAGAGUGCGCGGAUGAAAGGAGUAGCACUGCACCAACAGCAGGCGCAACUGACAGGAUGCCUUCUAAGCUCAGAUCACAAGAGGGUGACGACGUUGAGGAUACGACAUCAGGUGCCGUCGUGGACUGCUUCACCGAUCGCCUGUGUGCCGUAGCCCGUUCCUACUUUAUGGUGUGCUGUGCAAAGGCACACAGCGGCCCGGGUUUUGGUGUUCCCGACGAGUUUGUUCACUUUGUGAAGGAGCACAUGGCAGCAGUGAAGGUCCUUGUGCUUCGCAAACCGGAGCUUAUCUUCGCCCACUUUGCGUUUCUGCUGGAGAGCCCAGAGCUACUACGGGAAUUCACACAUAUCAUUCAUGCGCAAAAGUUCGAGGAGCGGCGCAAAUGGUUCUAUGAGAAUCUCCACGAAGGCAACUCAUCAACGCUGGAUUUGGACAACGUGAUAAGUGUGUCUCGUAGUGGCAUCUUCCGCAGCUCCUGUGAAGCGCUGAUGAGCAUGGAUGCAACAAAGCUCAAGAAUAAUUUCUCUGUCACGUUUGAAGGUGAGGAAGGCAUUGGUUCUGGCGUACGGCGAGAGUUCUUUGAUCAGAUCUCCUCUGAACUGCUGAACCCGGACUAUGCGCUUUUCACACUAUCGGCUGAUGGCUCUACAUUCCAACCAAACCCGAACUCUGAAAUCAACUCGGAUCAUCUCAGCUACUUCAACUUUGUUGGCCGCCUAAUAGGUACAGCUAUCUACCACGAACAGCUACUUAGCAUCUACUUCACGCGCUCUUUCUACAAGCACAUCUUGGGCAUUGCCGUGGACUACAAAGACGUAGAGCACAUCGACCCAGACUACGCACAGAGCCUGCAGUGGUUGCUGGACAACAACAUCAACGACCUCGACUUUGAUCUGACGUUCUCGCUGGAGAAUGACGUCUUCGGCAGCAUGCAGGUCGUGGAGCUGAAGCCGGGUGGUGCUACGCGGGCCGUUAGCGACCACAACAAACGCGAAUAUGUGCGCCUGGUGGCAGAGCAGCGGCUAACCAGCGGCAUACAAAAACAGAUCAAGGCGUUCAUGAAAGGCUUCAACCAGAUGAUCCCUCAGCGGCUCAUCUCGCUGUUCAACGAGUACGAGCUUGAGCUGCUGAUGUCUGGAGUGCCGGAUGUCGACAUUGACGACUGGAGGGCGAACACGCACUAUAGCGGCGGCUACGACGAGACCAGUCAGGUAGUUCUCUGGUUCUGGGAGGUGGUGGAUGUGCUCGAUCACAAGGAGCGCAUUCUUCUGCUGCAGUUCGUCACCGGCAGCUCUCGCGUACCGCACGGCGGCUUUGCCAACCUGCCCGGUUACAGCGGGCCGCAGAACUUCAGCAUCACGUCGGCGCCGCAGGCGGACAAACCUGACAGCCUUCCGACGUCCUCUACGUGCUUCAACAUGUUCAAACUGCCAGAGUAUCCAAGCAAGGAGAUACUACAUGAUCGGCUGCUGGUUGCCCUGCACUACGGCAGCCAAGGAUUUCAAUUUGCAUAGCAUGGUGAUUCUUGGCACUGGACACUUACUGUUCCCUGAAGAAUAGAACUUGAGAUUUUGAAGCUGCGCUUUUACGCCUUUCCCUAAAUCAGUAAAAUUAAUGUUAUCAUAAUUGAUCAAGGACCCAUGGAGUAUAAUAAAGAAUAUUUAACAAAAAAGUAUUCUUGAUGUGCACAGACCUUUCUAAAAAUCGAAUAUAAAAUGUGUGUCUUCCUACAGUUUACCUGAACCUUUGUCCAUUUCGGUAAAACUGACGACUUGAAUCCGUCCAUGUUAAUUGAUGAAACAGACUACAGUUGCAUGCACAUCCAUAGUAUACCACAACCUACUGUCUUGAAAGUAUAAAAUACAGGUUCCAGGAGGAUACAACUAUGCACUGCUAUGUAUCUGCUUUCAAGGCAAAGACAUUCUGUUGUUUGUUUGUUUUUAAUUGUUGGCUCUACUAUACAUUGUUAGUUGGUUUGUUGUGUCGGAUGUGCUGAAGCUCCAAUA
Messenger RNA from Sycon ciliatum, 3106 nucleotides. RefSeq names its product E3 ubiquitin-protein ligase HACE1-like. Gene Ontology annotation, molecular function: ubiquitin protein ligase activity. Gene Ontology annotation, biological process: membrane fusion; protein polyubiquitination; Golgi organization. The record is from RefSeq and is a predicted model, not a curated record. Lineage: Eukaryota; Metazoa; Porifera; Calcarea; Leucosolenida; Sycettidae. Gene Ontology annotation, cellular component: Golgi membrane; cytoplasm; nucleus.